Monoraphidium neglectum is the source of this 762-nucleotide messenger RNA. RefSeq names its product putative Protein BCCIP like protein. Gene Ontology annotation, cellular component: nucleus. The transcript has 4 exons. The coding region runs from base 1 to 762 and encodes 253 amino acids. The record is from RefSeq and is a predicted model, not a curated record. NCBI's taxonomy places the organism in Eukaryota, Viridiplantae, Chlorophyta, Chlorophyceae, Sphaeropleales, Selenastraceae.
AUGCGCCCCGUGAAGAGCACCGUGGGCACGGUCGUGAAGAGCGGGGAGGACGACGACCCGAUAGCGGUGAUGACGGCGCUCAGCACGCGGCGCUACGCGGGGCGCCCCUUUAUGGGGCAGGUCAGGGACUACGUGCUGCGCAAGUGCGGCGACGAGGAGCUGCGGCGGCGGUUUCAGGAGGCGUGGGCUGCGGAGGGCACGGCGCUGCUGAUCAACGAGCGGCUGAUCAACUCGCCGCCCCAGCUGGCGCCGCCGCUGGUUCAGGCCCUUUUUGAUGAGAUCCAGUGGGCCACAGAGGACGAGCCCACGCAGGAGCUGCGUGACACGUUCAAGCUGCAGCGGUACCUCCUGGUGACCAGGGUUUACACGGACCCCGCAGAGCAGCAGCAGCAGCAGGAGCAGCAGCAGGACGGCAGCGGCGCGGGCCCUAGCAGUAGCAAGCAGCGGGGGAAGAAGAAACAGAAGACGGCCUCCAAGCCGCCCGGUGGCAUCCCCCUGGUGAUCUACGUGCGCCCCGAGGACGAGUUCCUUCACAAGCGCGCCGCGGCAAGCUUCACCUGGCCCAUAGAGGGCCGCGCCGUCCCCAAGGACGAGCUGCGGCCGAUGCGGCUCGCGAUGCUCGUCGACGCGCGCGCGGCGGCCGAGGCGCGGCGGGAGCUGGACCGGGUGAUCGGCAACGCCGCGGGGAUGGCGCCGCCGCAGCUGCCGGCGCCGGCAGCGGGGAAGGGCAAGCGCGGCGGCAAGCAGGGCGGGAAGAAGUAG